This is a messenger RNA of Raphanus sativus (radish), 4613 nucleotides long. RefSeq lists its product as uncharacterized. The record is from RefSeq and is a predicted model, not a curated record. Lineage: Eukaryota; Viridiplantae; Streptophyta; Magnoliopsida; Brassicales; Brassicaceae. Gene Ontology annotation, cellular component: extrinsic component of membrane. Gene Ontology annotation, biological process: protein retention in Golgi apparatus; protein targeting to vacuole.
GGGAGGUCAUCGGGUCACUUUCAUUUCCUAUUGGACAUGGGGAAAACACAUUUAGGAAGGUAGCUUCAGUGAGGUCGCUAUAUCAAUCAAGUGAUGCUGAGAAUAUAAAUUCCUAUACGCUUCAGAGAAAGAAUGCCGAAGAUAUACAUGACAAUGGAUGCUUGCUUGUCUCAACAUCUUAUUUCGAGAAGACUACAAUCCCCAACACACUAAGAAAUAUGGAAAGUAAGGAUUUUUCUGACGGAGACACUGGUUUCUGGAUUGGAGUUCGGCCUGAUGACUCAUGGCAUAGCAUUCGUUCGCUGCUUCCGCUUUCUGUCGUUCCAAAAUCAUUACAAAAUGAUUUUAUUGCAAUGGAAGUUUCUAUGAGAAACGGAAGAAAGCAUGCAACAUUCAGAUGUUUAGCGACAGUUGUGAAUGAUUCAGAUGUCAAUUUAGAGAUAUCCAUAUCUUCUGAUCAGAAUGUCUCUUCAGGGGCUGUUUAUCAUAAUGCUUUUAUUGCCUCUAGGUCGUCAUAUAUUUUACCAUGGGGAUGUUUAUCAAAGGAUAAUGAACAGUGCCUGCAUGUCCGGCCAAGGGUUGACAACCCUCCUCAUUCUUAUGCAUGGGGUAGUUGCAUCGCAGUGAGUUCUGGUUGUGGAAAAGAUCAACCAUUUGUUGAUCAAGGUUUGCUUACUCGGCAGCAAACUUUCAAGCAAAGCAGCAGACCAUCUGCUUUUGCAUUGAAAUUAAACCAGCUUGAGAAGAAAGAUAUGCUUUUUUGCUGCCAGCCCGCUACUGGGAGUAAGCCAUUCUGGCUCAGCAUUGGUGCAGAUGCGUCAGUUCUUCAUACAGACCUCAAUACACCUGUUUAUGAUUGGAAAAUUUCUAUUAAUUCUCCUCUGAAGCUAGAAAAUAGACUCCCUUGCCCAGUCAAAUUCACAGUAUGGGAAAGGACAAAAGUAGGCACAUAUCUUGAGAGACAACAAGGUGUAGUAUCUUCAAGGAAGCUUGCUCACGUAUAUUCAACAGAUAUUCAGAGACCUGUGUAUCUUACAUUAGCCGUCCAUGGUGGCUGGGCUUUGGAGAAGGAUCCCAUUCCGGUUUUAGAUCUAUAUUCAAGUGACAGUGUGUCAUCGUUUUGGUUCAUCCAUCAACAGAGCAAAAGGAGACUGCGUGUAAGUAUAGAACGUGAUGUGGGAGAAACAGGGGCUGCACCAAAGACUAUAAGGUUCUUUGUUCCAUACUGGAUUACAAAUGAUUGCUAUAUUCCGCUAGGCUAUAGAGUGGUAGAGAUUGAACCUUCAGAAAAUGUGGAAGAUGGUUCCCCCUGCCUGUCCAGAGCUUCCAGAUCUUUUAAGAAAAAUCCUGGGUUUUCGAUGGAGAGGAGACAACAGAGGAAAAAUGCCCGAGUGCUCGAGGUUAUUGAGGAUACUAGUCCUAUGCCUAGCAUGCUUUCUCCACAAGAAUCAGCUGGUCGGAGUGGUGUUGUGCUGUUUCCAUCUCAGAAGGAUUCUUAUGUUUCCCCACGAGUUGGUAUUGCUUUAGCAGCUCGGGAUUCUGAGAUCUACAGUCCUGGAAUUUCUCUUCUUGAGCUUGAGAAGAAGGAACGUAUAGAUGUUAAGGCUUUCUGCUCAGACGCUUCGUAUUACAAGCUCUCAGCAGUGUUAAAUAUGACGUCGGACAGAACAAAGGUUAUUCAUUUCCAGCCAAACACCUUAUUCAUCAACAGGGUGGGUAUCAGCAUUUGUCUUCAGCAGUGCGAUUGUCAGACAGAAGAAUGGAUCAAUCCUUCUGAUCCUCCAAAGCUCUUUCGAUGGCAGUCUUCCACCAAGACUGAGUUGCUAAAAUUACGAGUGAAGGGGUAUGGAUGGAGCACACCAUUCAGUGUCUGUAGCGAAGGUGCAGUGCGUGUCCCUAUUGGAAGAGAAGAUGGGACUGAUCAAUUGCAGCUAAGAGUACAAGUCAGAAGCGGGACAAAGAACUCGCGUUACGAAGUUAUUUUCAGGCCAAACUCUGUCUCCUGUCCUUACAGGAUCGAGAACCGUUCCAUGUUUCUUCCUGUUCGCUAUCGCCAAGUGGAUGGUGUCAGCGAGUCCUGGCAGUUUCUUCCUCCUAACGCGGCUUCUUCGUUUUAUUGGGAAGAUCUUGGUAGACGUCAUCUAUUUGAACUCCUUGUUGAUGGAAAUGAUCCUUCUAAAUCAGAAAAAUACGAUAUUGAUAAGAUUGGUGAUCAUCCACCACGAAGUCAGACUGGACCUACCAGGCCCAUACGAGUUACUAUUGUAAAGGAAGACAAAAGGAACGUUGUGAGAAUUAGUGACUGGAUGCCUGCAAUUGAGCCUAAUUCCAGCAUAAGCAGAAGACAUCCAGCUUCAUCUUUGUCAGAGUUAUCUGGAAAUGAGUCUCAGCAAUCUCAUCUUCUGGCCUCGAAAGAGUCUGAGUUUCAUGUGGUUGUUGAGCUCGCUGAGCUUGGAAUCUCCGUAAUCGAUCAUGCUCCAGAGGAAAUACUGUACAUGUCAGUGCAAAACCUCCUUGUGGCAUAUUCAACUGGCUUGGGCUCUGGGCUUAGCAGGUUCAAACUAAGGAUGCAAGGAAUACAAGUGGAUAACCAAUUGCCAUUGGCUCCAAUGCCGGUUCUGUUCAGACCACAGAGAACUGGAGAUAAAGCUGAUAGCAUUCUGAAGUUUUCUGUUACUUUGCAAUCAAAUGCUGGUCUCGAUCUCCGUGUCUACCCGUAUAUAGGUUUCCAGGGACCUGAAAAUACUGCCUUUCUAAUAAACAUUCACGAACCUAUAAUCUGGCGCAUUCAUGAGAUGAUUCAGCAAGCCAACUUGAGUAGACUAUCCGAUUCUGAGUCGACGGCUGUAUCAGUUGAUCCAUUCAUUCAAAUCGGUGUUCUUAACAUCUCAGAAGUUAGAUUUAAAGUCUCUAUGGCCAUGUCCCCAAGUCAAAGGCCGAGAGGAGUGCUUGGAUUUUGGUCAUCCCUGAUGACUGCUCUUGGGAAUACCGAAAACAUGCCAGUACGCAUAAGUGAAAGAUUUAGUGAGAACAUAUCCAUGCGACAAAGUACUAUGAUCAAUAAUGCUAUCAGGAACGUAAAGAAAGACCUACUUGGCCAGCCUCUUCAGUUGCUCUCAGGUGUUGACAUUCUUGGCAAUGCAAGCAGCGCGCUUGGACAUAUGAGUCAAGGCAUAGCUGCAUUAUCUAUGGACAAAAAAUUCAUCCAAAGUCGACAGAGACAGGAGAGCAAAGGUGUUGAGGACUUUGGCGACAUUAUCAGAGAAGGAGGUGGAGCUCUAGCGAAGGGCCUGUUUAGAGGAGUCACAGGCAUAUUGACAAAGCCCCUCGAAGGUGCAAAGUCUUCUGGCGUGGAAGGCUUUGUAUCAGGUUUUGGGAAAGGGAUUAUUGGUGCUGCUGCCCAACCUGUGAGUGGAGUUCUGGAUCUUUUGUCGAAAACCACUGAAGGUGCAAAUGCCAUGAGGAUGAAGAUAGCAGCAGCCAUCACUUCAGAUGAACAACUUCUUCGCCGUCGACUUCCAAGAGCUGUUGGUGCUGAUAGCCUGCUUCGUCCAUACAACGAAUACAGAGCACAAGGGCAGGUCAUAUUGCAGUUGGCAGAAUCUGGAUCAUUCCUUGGCCAGGUUGAUCUGUUCAAAGUGCGUGGGAAGUUUGCAUUAACAGAUGCUUACGAAAGUCAUUUCAUCCUACCGAAAGGAAAAGUUCUGAUGAUCACACAUCGAAGAGUGAUAUUACUGCAACAACCCUCAAACAUAAUGGGUCAGAGAAAGUUUAUCCCGGCCAAAGAUGCGUGCUCUAUACAGUGGGACGUGCUAUGGACUGAUCUGGUAACCAUGGAACUGACUGACGGGAAAAGAGACCAACCUAACUCUCCACCUUCCCGUCUUAUUCUCUAUCUGAGAUCAAAGUCACAUGAGUCAAGGGAUCUUAGAUCAAAGCUACAUGAUUCGAAGGAACAGUUCCGUAUUGUCAAAUGCAGUCCAAACACCAAGCAGGCCUUUGAGGUUUACUCAGCCAUCGAUCAAUCCAUUAACUUGUACGGCCAAAAAGCUUCAAAGGGAUUGGUGAAAAACAAAGUGACAAGGCCGUACUCCCCAAUGUCCGAGAGUUCUUGGGCUGAAGGAAGUUCUCAACAAAUGCCAGCUUCAGUUACACCAUCUUCAACCUUUGGCACAAUCCCAACGACCAGCUCGGGUUAAGGUUUUAAAUGUAUGAAUCUUUGAGCUCUGUUUCCUUCCAAUGUUCCCAUUCUCCUCCUGGUCUGGUAAAGACUCUUUCCCGCUUCUCCUUGAACAAAGCUUUACUUUUGUUUUCUUACAACCGUCUGAAAACACCAGUGUUUCCAUUCUGCAAAUUCGUCUGAUCUCUAAUAGACAUGUAUUUGUUCUCAGGUGGGGGAGAAGAAGCACAGCUUUGGUCUAAAAAAAUACAUUUUCGUUUUCUUCUAAUUUUCCUGGUGUAGGAAUUUUGCAAUAGUAUCGUGGAAAUAUAAAAUAUGUUUGUGUAUAUAAACGUCUGCAGUACAGACUUCUCAAACAUUAGACUGGUGUUGAUCAACACAUGUAUACGACGCCACGGGCUGCCUUAUAUAAAAUUUAUUAAUUCUUUCGAAA